CUGGAUAUGGCCACCUUUCUGCUCCACUGGUCUGUGAUGAACUGAAGAUCCAGAGUCAGAAUGACAGAGAGAAACUUGCGGAAGCCAAAGAGAGAGUAUAUCUGAAGGGAUUUUAUGAAGGAAUAAUGCUUGUGGAUGGAUUCAAAGGCCAGAGAGUUCAGGAUGUCAAGAAGCUUAUUCAGAAGAAGAUGGUAGACAAUGGUGAAGCUUUUAUUUAUAUGGAACCAGAGAAACAAGUUAUAUCUAGAUCUGCAGAUGAGUGUGUAGUGGCUCUUUGUGACCAGUGGUACUUGGACUAUGGUGAAAAAGCCUGGAGGCAGCAGACCCAUGAAUGUCUGAAAAACCUUGAGACAUUUUGUGACGAGACAAGAAAAAAUUUUGAAGCCACCCUGAAUUGGCUCCAGGAGCAUGCCUGCUCAAGGACUUAUGGCCUAGGAACUCGUAUGCCUUGGGAUGAGCAGUGGCUAAUAGAAUCUCUCUCUGAUUCUACUAUCUACAUGGCCUACUAUACAGUUGCUCAUUUCCUACAGCCUGAUAAUUUGAGUGGACAAGGAGAAUCUCCACUGGGCAUUAGAGCAAGCCAAAUGACUGAGGAGGUAUGGGACUACGUCUUCUUUAAGACAGCUCCAUUCCCUGCAACAAAAAUUCCUAAGGAGGCUUUGGAUAAACUGAAACAAGAGUUUGAGUAUUGGUAUCCAGUGGAUAUACGUGCUUCUGGCAAGGAUCUUGUUCCCAAUCACUUGUCUUACUACCUUUACAACCAUGUAGCCAUGUGGCCAGAUCAGAG
Protobothrops mucrosquamatus (brown spotted pit viper) is the source of this 787-nucleotide messenger RNA. RefSeq names its product leucine--tRNA ligase, cytoplasmic-like. Gene Ontology annotation, biological process: leucyl-tRNA aminoacylation. The transcript is spliced from 7 exons. Gene Ontology annotation, molecular function: leucine-tRNA ligase activity; aminoacyl-tRNA deacylase activity; ATP binding. The record is from RefSeq and is a predicted model, not a curated record. The annotation marks the transcript as partial. NCBI's taxonomy places the organism in Eukaryota, Metazoa, Chordata, Lepidosauria, Squamata, Viperidae.